GUACCUGUAAUGAUAAGAGUAUAUGUGAUAGAUAAUAAUUAAUUAUACAGUAUGUAUUAGAUUUAGAUGUACUUGGAGAUAUUGUAUACGAAUAAAAAUUCUUUAUUUACUUUAAUCAUUUAUAAAAUUCUGCUUAAUACUUCGAAUUUUCUUUCGACAUAAACAAAGAUAGAUCAAUAUUUAAAUCACGUUUCUUCCUUGACAACUGUGGACAAAACAUAGUGUUGCUAUGCAAAAGUAACUUAACAUGUUCGAUAGCAAUACAUUUCGUAUUGUCGAAAUAGACAAUAAACAAUCAUGUACAAGUGUAAAUAUCUACUAGGAAGAAAAAAAGAAGUUAGAAGAGAAUUAGACAUCAUCUUUUUAUUCGUAAGAUGGAUAAUCUUGAAAGAAUUCGACUUUCAAGAAAACAACGGAGACUCUCAAGAAAGUGGUCUUUGGAGACUGAUGAUAAUAUAGAAUCAAAUCAAUUGGAAAAUGAAACAAGGAAUGAUAUUUACGAAUUAAAGGAUAAUUCGGAGGAUCAAUUGGAAGUAUCAGAAGAAAAUUCUUGGAAAAAUGAGAAAGAAAUAAAACAAUUUCGUCAAAAUAUGCCUGAGAGAAGAAAGAAAAGAGUCUUGAAACGAGAUAAAACGUUGAAGGUCACUACUUCUGAUAUAACUAAAAUAAACGAAAUUAAGAAAGUUAAGGAAAAAGAAGUUCUUUCAUCAACUUCAAGUAAUGGUCGUCUUUCCACUAAUCGUUUACAUCACAAGUCAAGAAAACGUAUACAUGAUCCAUCGAGUAAUAUUGAGAUACCGAUCACAGAAAUCUUAAGAAAAUAUGAAGAACCUGUACCUCCAACUCCAUUGACCACUGAUAAGAUCUACAUUCAAGGUGAUAAUGGCUUUAGCAUGGUUAAAAUUAUUACCAAGGAGGACGAUCGAAGAAACGUUUUAAAAUUCUUAUCUAAAGGUCGUCUUAGUAAACAAAUUUAUUCAUCUAUAAGUAUAGCUAUAAUAGCUCAAAAAUUGUUUAAACGUAUAGCAUUUGUUUAUCAAGGUCUUUUAGGUGGAAUGGCUUUAGUACAUCUUACAAUGAUGCAAUUUUUCUUUGAUUCCACGAUGAAUUUUAUCUCGAAGUAUUCUCACUUUUCCGAGAUUUACUAUAGUUUAUUUUCAUUGCUAAUCGUACUUUCUGUUAUCUCGACGUUCGACAAAUUUGAUCUAGCACGCUUGGAUGUUGAUCAAUUAAAAGACAUUUGUAAAGAUUACGUUGUAUCUGCCAUAGCUAUUCCAUUGUAUUUAACAACAUUAUGUUUGCACGAAAUAUUUGCAAAUGUGGAUGAUAAAUUAACGUUAAUACAUUAUCAAUAUUUUAACAAUACCUCGUGGAAUGAUACCAUGCAUAUGGAAGAAAUUUUUGAUGAAUUAACAACUUGGAAGAAAGUAAACAUAUCCAAAGAUUUACUUGUCAUACUAGGUUGGUUUUUUGUGGCAAUUGGGAUAAGAGAGGAUACUUUACUGAUUCAUCUUGAAUCAAUGCAAGGAUCUGCAGAAACUACAUAUAUAAAAUAACAUUUUCGAAAAGGGUAUCAUUCUUUGAUGAUAAAAAAGAAAAAUUAAAACUUUCAAGAACAUUUUCCAUACAAGUGGAUUGUGUUCUUGUUUCUCUCAUUUUUUUUUUAUAUCUUUUUUAAAACAAGAUUUUAUCUUAUAGUCACAAAACAUUGCUAUUUUUGGAUUUAUUCAUAACAGAAUAGAGCGUUUGAUAUGUACAAUAUGUAUAAAGUUAAGCUAACACUAAUGUUUAAAAGAUCGUCUUAAUACAUACGAAAUAACGCAAUAAAAGUAAAAUAAUAAUAAUUAUUAUAUUAUAUAUGCCUGUACGAUAAGGCUGUACGAUAGAAAUCGUUUUUCUUUAUUUUUUUUCUGUAUUUUUUUUUUUUUAAAGCACACAUAUCGUAUUUAAUCGUCAAAGCAUUUUUGUUUCUGUAUCGAAGGUAAAAAAUAAGAAAUUGGAAUAGAUUAUAAAAGAUGAUUAGCACAGAAACAAAUAAAAAGCUAUAAUAUGUAUAUGUAUGCGUUAUAAAUGCAAUCGAUGAUUUUGUUGUCAUGUAAACUAUUUUUCUUCAUACAGAGAAAGUAAAAUAAGCAUUUGUUGUAAAUAUAACGUGCUAUAUAUAAUAAGGAUUUUUAUAUAUUCGAUUUUUUUUUAAACAGAUAAAUAUAUAAAUACAUAAAAGAUCUCUCGUUUCCUUAAAUU
This is a messenger RNA of Vespa mandarinia (Asian giant hornet), 2244 nucleotides long. RefSeq lists its product as uncharacterized. NCBI's taxonomy places the organism in Eukaryota, Metazoa, Arthropoda, Insecta, Hymenoptera, Vespidae. Gene Ontology annotation, cellular component: ciliary transition zone. Gene Ontology annotation, biological process: cilium assembly. The record is from RefSeq and is a predicted model, not a curated record.